AUGGUUGACGGAAUCAAUCCGCCGCUCUUUCCAUUAAUCAUCUAUUUCUGUAGUCUUCCUGUUUUUGUGAAACGACGAGUAAAAGCAUUAAAAAAGUUGCUUCAUGACUACGUCAAAAUCGAAAUGGAGUUUUAUAAGGAAAUAUUCGAAGUUGAACAGAGGUAUCAGUCGCGUUACAUUGACUUGUGGAAUAAGCGACAGGCUAUCGUGUCUGGUGAGUCCGAACCCACCGACGAAGAAUGCGAGUGGCCUUUUGAUGGUGAAGUUCAGCUAGUGGACGCAUUCUCUAGGCAGCAUCUUGAAGGCCAAGACAAUUCUACCGCAGAUGAAGUUGUGGACGAAAAGGGAAUUCCCAAGUUCUGGCUUAAGGUUUUACUGCAUAGCAGCCUUACAGCUGAAAUGGUCGGCGAUAAUGAUCAGGCUAUCUUGGAGCAUCUCUGUGACAUCAAAGUUAAUCUAACCACCGAGGGCCAAGAAACUGGCUUUACUUUGGAGUUCCACUUCUCUCCGAAUGAAUAUUUUACCAACACAGUGCUUACGAAACAGUACGUAUUCAACAAUCAACCACCUGCAGAAAAUCCACUCGAAUACGAUGGUCCCGAAAUUGUGCGUUGUCGGGGUUGUGCCAUCAAUUGGAAGCCGGGGAAAAAUAUUACAAUUAAAAUCAUGAAGAAGAUUAAGAAGCACAAAAAUCGGAAGGAGGUGCGCACUGUUACAAAAACCGUGAAACAAGACUCCUUCUUUAACUUUUUUGAUCCCCCACUUGAUUCCCUGACCGAUGAUGAUUUGGAUGAGGAUACCGUCGAACUCUUGCAAGAGGACUUCCGAAUUGGGCAUUUCAUUCGUGAAACAUUGAUCCCACGAGCCGUUCUUUAUUUCACAGGAGAGGCUGUUGACAGUGAUGAUGAAUCUGAUGAAGAGAGUGACGACGAUGAUGGAGAUGAUGAUGACGACGACGUUGACGACAGCGAUGUAAGUCAAGUGACCAGGUUUUUGUUUAUUCAAAUGUUGACAUAA
Molecule: messenger RNA, 1017 nt
Organism: Mesocestoides corti
Lineage: Eukaryota; Metazoa; Platyhelminthes; Cestoda; Cyclophyllidea; Mesocestoididae
Source: the annotation of a GenBank genome assembly